Rhopilema esculentum is the source of this 2096-nucleotide messenger RNA. NCBI's taxonomy places the organism in Eukaryota, Metazoa, Cnidaria, Scyphozoa, Rhizostomeae, Rhizostomatidae. The record is from RefSeq and is a predicted model, not a curated record.
UUUGUUUCCAAAGGAGGCUAAACAAUUUUCAACUUUUGUUUGCAGUUUGCUGGAGGUCUGGUUGAUGAACUUACUUAUUAUUUUAACAUAAAACGAUAAAAGCUUGGAAGAACUUAUCAGAAUGGAUAGCAAGGAGGAAGAAGAAGAAGAAGACUACAUGUCGGAUGCAUUUUUGGUUGAUUCUGAGGUCACAAAGCCUGGAUUACUUGCUAGAAAAAUGGCGCCUGUUCAUGUUAGAAAGUUAGAUAAAGAGAAACGAAUAAAGGAGAUCAAUGAGAGACAUAGAUUGAAUAACAGACCAGUAAAACAGGUAGAACAGGAAAAGAGGGACGAGAAGCUGAAUAAAGCUAUAGACAGUUCAAACAAAGGAUUUGCCAUGCUUGCAAAGAUGGGCUUUAAGGAAGGCGAUGGUUUGGGGAAGCACGGUACUGGACGGUCAGAGCCUAUUCCACUGGAAAUAAAGACAGAUAGAGGAGGUUUAGGCAGAGACACAAUGCUGCAAAAACGAAAGGAGAUGCAAGUAUCAUUUUUACAGCAAAUGGCCAGCAGAAAGCGACAAAUGGUGGAAAAUUUACAAGGAGACUUUAAAAAGAGAAUGAAAGGAAAAUUUCUGGAUAAACAAGUAACAUUUGACCUCAGGAAAGCUCAAAAAGCAUGUGAGCAACUGGAUAGUGCCAAGAACUUAGAAGCAAUGGAAAAGUGGUUUUGGCAAAUACCAGAUGACAAUGAAAGUGGUGAUGAUGAUUCUGAUGAUAGCGAAGAGACAGAUAAAAUUGAGUGCCCUGAGAUGAAGAUGAUCUUAAUGGCAGCUGUCCUGGUAACACAUUUGAAAGUCACAAUUGACAGCCAUAUAAAAACAGUUUGGUUCAUAGAAAACCUGGCAAAGGUGCAUUAUCGCCUUGCUAAAAUGGUGCAGUCCAGUUGGCAUAUCAGGGUACCUGAUCACAGACAAGUUGCGAAUUGCACAGUGCGAUGGGAUACAAAAGCUGGACCAUCCUAGUGAUAUCUCAAAAAUCUAUCAGAAUAAGGUCAGGAAUUCAGAAUUCCAUUACUAGCUCCUAAACAAACAAGACUUGAGAUACAGGCUGGGAAAGAAAAACACAGGAAUGUCUCUAUUUUGUAUUUAUAACUAUUAUCACCCUACUAAAUACAAUAUGACAGACAAAUAAAUGUUUAUUAUCUUGUUUCUUUUAUUCUAAUAUAUAUUAGCAACCCUACAGAACUUUUUUUGUUUGACACUGCACAAUGUAUUGAUGAGUUUUGGUGGUAUAAGAUGAGAAAAAACAACACCAAAGGCUAAAUUUGCAUCUGUUUUGAAGUUUGUUUUGAGAGGUAAUAAGUCAAUUUGUGUUUUAAUGAAAAUUUUAAAAAAAUGGAGGUUUCAUGCUAGUAAUUCAUCUGUAUCUAGAUGAGGCAAGAACAUAUAAAUAUAUACAGACAAAGCCUGUUGAAUCUGAAAGGUCAGAAUGGUCAAAGUUGUUAUUUUUGAUAGUUGGGAUGGGAUAUGAUAAAAUCUAAUAAUUAUUUGUAAAUGUGUCAAUAUAUUAAAAGAUGAUGUGUUUUCAGAAAAUCAAUGACUAUUACCCUCUCUUGAAUGAAGUGUCACUGUCGAGAAAUCUACUUUAAAUUAUGUUCUUAUCUUUUAAUAACUUGAAACUAUCUCUUCACAAUGAUGUUAUCAAUGUGUCUGUUAACCAUAUAUAUCAGCCCAGAGUUUGCUCCAUCUGCUUUAAGACUGAUCAUAGCAUAUCAAACUCGGAGUUAUCUUUUGUGGUUUUUGGACCACGAGUCUUUGAGGAACCCUGCAAAUAAAAUAAAUUAAAAUUGAAAGCACUAUUUAUGCAGUAAGUGCAAUAAAAUAUUAUUUUAUUAUAAUAUCAACUCUAUUAACUUUUUAAUAUACUCAUUGAAAUACUAAGCUAGUAAAAGACAGUAUAAUAUUGAUAGGACUAUAAAAAGAAUAAACAGGAACUAUAAAUACACUUUAACUUGAUGUAUAACCUCUCAUAAGUAUUAGAAGGAUAAUCUAGCGCAGUUAAUUUCAACAUGCUAGAAUAGUAAAAGCUAUGAUAACAUCACAAAAAGAAGCUCAUUUU